AUGUCUGAGGAUCAGCCUGACAAACGACGCAAACAAGUUGAUGCCCUUCAAUUAGGCCCAAGGAAAAGACCGAGCGUGACUGAUCCAUUGGUACACUACGGACGUCAUUUUGGACGAACGGUCCAUGCUCUUUGCAAUUUCCAAGCCCUCCUUACGAACGGGAUUUUGCGGAUGGGAGAAUUGGCUGAUACUCCAGAAGAAAACUUUACUGCUGACGAGCAUCGCGUCUUUCAAGAACUCCUCAAGUCUGUUGCAGGCCUGGAAGAGCGCUUGAUGCAAGGCGAAGAUGACGAAGUUGACUUAGUUGCAGAUCUGCUCACCAAAGGCGCAUCUGGAGCAAGGGGUGAUGAUACCAAAAGCCUCAAAGGUAGUGUACUCGACUGGAUCACUCCAAAGGGACAGAAUCUAGUCCCCCCUCUCGCUCGCAACGUGAAAAUCGACCGCGGCUUUCAUCAUGAACGGACAGGCACUCUGCUUUGUCCUGCUGGCAUUGACUGGUCAAACCCAGAGACAAAAACUAAGCUACGAAGUGGCGAGAUCAUCGUCACUGGAGACCAGUGGCCAUUGUUUUUGUAUGCCGAUUACCAUUACAAUCCUGAAGACCCAUGGAAUGGUUUAUUUCAAAGUGCCUUGCUGGUUUGUGCGACUCGUUCAGGUAAUGCUCGGAUUCACGGAAUGACCCAAGUUACUUUGCCCUCGGUCGCAUACAUCGCAAUGCAGGUCCGAUUUGCCCUCACAUCGUCACCUGUGUUUUCACACACAGACACAGUUACAGACUCGGAAAGGUUCUACAACUCUAUUUUAGAUGUUUUCGAAGAUCCAGACGAGAAACAAGAGGUAGAUGCCCUCGUCGUAUGGUGGAACAGGCAAGUCUUCCCUUCUUACUCGACUGCGCAACGCCCUCUUGCCAAGAACAGUGCGCUAGCGAGGAUUCGGGAGAAGCGAGCGCGAAUGAAAGAGUCUGUUCUAGUCCCUGAACGUAGUAGUGACAUUGUGUAG
Messenger RNA from Suillus bovinus, 999 nucleotides. RefSeq lists its product as uncharacterized. Bases 1 to 999 code for a protein of 332 amino acids. Lineage: Eukaryota; Fungi; Basidiomycota; Agaricomycetes; Boletales; Suillaceae. The record is from RefSeq and is a predicted model, not a curated record. The transcript is spliced from 8 exons.